Messenger RNA from Chaetomium globosum CBS 148.51, 3129 nucleotides. RefSeq lists its product as uncharacterized. Gene Ontology annotation, biological process: regulation of DNA-templated transcription. The transcript has 5 exons. Lineage: Eukaryota; Fungi; Ascomycota; Sordariomycetes; Sordariales; Chaetomiaceae. Bases 1 to 3129 code for a protein of 1042 amino acids. Gene Ontology annotation, molecular function: DNA binding. The record is from RefSeq and is a predicted model, not a curated record.
AUGGCGCUUCGCUUUGCCUCGAUCAUACUCAUCUUGGGCCUGUUUGCGCCCUUUAUUGCCGGCCAGACAGCGACUGCUGGAAACACCGCUUCGAUUACCAGUCCCUCUGCCCCUGACCGCAGCGCCGAAGGAGUUCAAGUCUGUUUUGGCCGAGGCGGCAUUUGUGAUACCAAACUCGGCCUCAUUGAUCAAUGCCAAAACGAGCAGGAAGCGCAUGGGCUUAACGGAUACUGGGAAUGCGUUUGCACGUCGGGCUAUGCUGCCGUCCAGGAGGCGUGCGAUGACUGCCAGAUGUUCUACGGCGUCAUCACGACCAGAUUCACCAACUACACGGUGACGUGCUCAAGUAAGAGCUAUACCCUCGCGCCCAUCCCCAGCAGCGUGCUUGCCCAACAGUCGUCCCACAAUGCCACGCGCGGGACUGGAGCACCGACGAGCCAGCAGCCAACCGAUUUCCACCACAACCACCACAAUCGCCAGAACAGCCAAGACAGCCGUGUCGCACCAGAACAAGCGAUCAAGUCGGAUCAAUUGAGUCACCGCGCGCCCCUGCGCGCCGCCGCCCCCCUGCGAACGGACCCCGAGGAUUCCGCCGAUGACACCCUCGGCAUGGACCCCAUCCCCGAGGCCAGAUAUCUCCGCUUUGGUCCGACAGAUACCAUCCAAGAGCUAAAGACCGAAUUCAACGAGUGGGCCAGAACACACGGGUUCGCUGUGAUCCGCGCCAACGGCCGCAACAAGCAGGAUGGUGUAUAUACUCGCUACGACCUGCGGUGCGAUCGCUACGGCUUGCCGCGACCGUCAAGAUCAACCGGCCUCCGCCAGACAGCGACCCGCAAGUGUGGCUGUCAGUUCAGGGCCACAGCUGCCAAUUCGGAAGAGGGUUGGAUCCUCCAUCGCCAUUCAGACGAAGCCUCACGGGGUCACAACCACGGCCAAUCCAUCCACGCCUCUGCUCACCCCCAGCACCGCAGAGUAUCCGACGAGGUCCGCAAGACUAUCACCGACCUGUCCAAGCACAACGCAAUUCGGCCGAGGGAGAUACGAGCUGUCGUCAACGACCAAAACCCUACGUCUCUUUUGACCAGGAGAGACGUCUACAACGUGAGGGCUUACGGCCGAAGAGAGGAGCUUGACGGCUAUUCCCCAGCUGGGGCUCUCAUUGCCACCUUUGAUGCCAUGAAAAGCCAGUACGAUCUCGACUAUCGCGUCAAAUGGGAGGAUGAUGAGCAGACACGCUUCCUUGGUCUGGUGUUUGGCUUUGCCGGCAGUAUCAAGAUGCAAGACUAUUUUCCAGACCUGGGGUUUAUCGACAUGACGUACAACACCAACGUUCAAGGGCUUCCACUCUACCACUUUGCCUGUAUUACAGCAACUGGCCAAGCAGUCAACACCAUCUUUGGCGUAAUUGACAACGAGAAGAAGGACUCCUUUGUCUUCCUUCUCCAGGCAACGAAGGAGCUCCUCGCAGCAGCAGACCCCCCCAUCCGCCAACCACUGGUUAUUCUAACCGACCACUGCAAGGAGAUGAAAGCGGCACUCGACGAAGUCUUCCCCGACGUCCAACAGCAGAUCUGCGUGUUCCACAUCCUCAAGAACGUACGCCUCAACGCCGCCAAGAAGUUCAAGAGGCCCAACGACUCCGACGACUCCGACGACGAGGAGUACGACAACGAGGUCCUCACCGUUGCAGAGAGAGCCGCCCUCGCAAGCCGCCUCGAGCAAGACAGUACUGGUAUAUCCGCUCCGCCGCCCAAGAAGAUAUCCCACGAUGCCCAGGGGGUCCACGAUAUGUUCCAGUUAAUGUGGUUUCCGCUCCGUGAGCAGUGGGCCCACUGUUACACCAAGAAGUAUCGCAACUUUGGCUACAAAGCUACAUCGCCAGUCGAGUCCACGAAUCUCACGACCAAAAGCUAUCUCCUCAACAGCCGGUCAGACCUCUUCCGGCUCGUCAAGACUCUCCACGAGAUGCACAUGAACCAGCGAAAAGAGUUCUUCGAAGUCACCAGUUAUCAGAACACCAAGACGAAGCUCCAGUAUCUCAGCCGGACUUGGCUCGGCCCCCUGACAACUGCAAUCUCAUACAAAGGCUUAGACCUUAUCAACAGCGAAUACAAGCACGCGUUGGCGGCGUUGCCGGCAGAAGAUGGCCAUCGCUCGACGAAGGAGAUUACGGCCCUACCCCCCUGCGACGACGACUUUUGCACGGUUGGCUUGCAGUUUGGUAUCCCCUGCCGUCACAAGAUCUACCAAUUGUUGGUACGAAACAGGACAAGAGAAGAGGGGCGGAAAGAGACCCUUCACGUUCGUGACGUCCAUCCUCACUGGCAUCUUACGCUUCCUCUCCACGUUGGAGAUGCCUACCUUCGAAUCAAGGACCCCAAGAUGGCCAUCCCCAAGGGCAGGCCAAAGAACCAUCCAGCACCGCCGCUAACAAGAGGUCUUGCUAUUCCACCUGCGGCAGAGACCCCACGGCGCCGUUCAACGCCGAAGACCCCCUCGCAGCCGCCCCGGCAAAGGCGAACAAAGCCAGGGCCACCCCAAGGUUCGGCGCCGAGAAUGAGCGAUGGUAUCCGCCGGCGCCUCUCGCAGUGGGAGCUGGAAGGUGAUGAGGCAGAUGAGGCUCCACGAGAGAGGACUCGACUGGUGAUAGCUUCACGGCCAAGAGCGGGUCGACUACUCAGCUCCAACGGCCUUCGGUGGUCUCAAGAGCUACUGGGUCGCUCGCCAGCCGCCGCCGCCCCCCCCGAGCCACGAGAUGAUACCCCACGAGAGGAGGCCGCCCCGCGAGAUGAUGCCCCACGAGAGGAGGCCGCCGUCGAAGCGCCUGCGCCGGCUCCGAAGAGACGAGGCAGACCCCCAAAGAUCAAGGAGACCGCUGCCGUCGAGGCGCCGGCGCAGCCGAGGAAGCGGGGCCGACCCCCGAAGAACAAGGAGACUGCCGCGCCGGAGCCGAAGCGCCAGCGCGCAACACCAAGCAGGGGCCCUCCUGCCGGCACUAUUGGAGUAGGAAUAGCCUCACAGGGAGGAGUUAGAACACAGGUGGUAGUUGGCGCAACUGGCAAGACAACGAGGUCUGGCAGGCAGGUCCAGUUGACCAAGAAGGCGGCUGAGGCGGGGAGCGCGUGA